Molecule: messenger RNA, 399 nt
Organism: Apodemus sylvaticus (European woodmouse)
Lineage: Eukaryota; Metazoa; Chordata; Mammalia; Rodentia; Muridae
Product: small nuclear ribonucleoprotein G-like
Exons: 2
Coding region: 1-399 (132 amino acids)
Biological process (GO): mRNA splicing, via spliceosome; spliceosomal snRNP assembly
Cellular component (GO): U12-type spliceosomal complex; catalytic step 2 spliceosome; spliceosomal tri-snRNP complex
Molecular function (GO): RNA binding
Source: RefSeq, a predicted model, not a curated record
AUGAGCAAAGCUCACUCUCCCAAACUGAAGAAGUUUAUGGACAAGAAAUUAUCAUUGAGAUUAAACGGUGGCAGGCAUGUACAAGGAAUCCUUCGAGACUCUGAUCCCUUCACGAACCUUGUGAUUGAUGAGUGUGUGGAGACGGCAACCAGCGGGCAGCAGAACAACGUCGGCAUGGUGGUCAGCCAGGGAAACAGCAUCAACAUGUUAGAAGCCUUGGAAAGAGUCUACCCGAACGCUGGCGAAGGCUACCUUAUCAAGAGAAAGGAACAGCAGCAUGUUUGCCCCGUGAUUUCAGAGACUAAAACCCCAAGUGCCAGAGCACAAAUCAAUGGUGCUCCUACAGCACCCUACAGCACAGAUAGCAACUGUGAGAACAAGCAAGUGAUUCCGUCUUGA